AGGCGCUUACUCGAGAGCUAGCCGAGUGAAUGGGUGGUGACUGUGGAGUUGGCGUCCUCAAUGUGGACGACCUGAGCUCCCAUUAGGAGCCGCUGGCUGCGGCAGCAGGGGACCAGCGUGAGAGGUAGGGGCAAGGGGCCUGGUGGGAGGUGGGUGUGGAGAGCGGCAGUGGAGAGAGUCGAACAGGCCCUAAAGAAAGCUAGGGGCCGGGGUCUCGGCCGAGGCCUUUAGCUGAAACAUCUCCUUCCCCGGAACCCUGGGGUCUUAUACACUGGGUUCCGAGCCGGUCUUAUCUUCCGUGGGACCGCCUCGCCGCCCUCAGGGAUUCUGGACAAACAUGGAAGGCUGGGUCGGUUGCCGGGUCCUCAAAAUGAUAACCGCCACUGGAUCUGCGCUGUGCGUUGGCUAAAAAAAAGAAAAGAACAUGGAGGCAGAUAUAAUCACAAAUCUUCGAUGCAGGCUCAAAGAGGCUGAAGAAGAGCGACUAAAAGCUGCACAGUAUGGUUUACAACUAGUAGAGAGUCAAAAUGAAUUACAGAAUCAAUUGGAUAAAUGUCGUAAUGAAAUGAUGACCAUGACUGAGAGUUAUGAACAAGAAAAAUAUACCCUUCAAAGAGAAGUUGAACUCAAGAGUCGAAUGUUAGAAAGUUUGAGCUGCGAAUGUGAAGCUAUUAAACAACAACAAAAAAUGCACCUGGAGAAAUUGGAAGAACAGCUAAGCAGAAGCCAUGGACAGGAAGUGAAUGAACUAAAAACUAAGAUAGAAAAACUGAAAGUGGAAUUAGAUGAAGCCAGGCUUAGUGAAAAGCAGCUGAAGCACCAAGUAGACCAUCAGAAGGAACUCCUCUCUUGUAAAUCAGAGGAACUGCGCGUAAUGUCUGAACGUGUGCAGGAAAGCAUGUCUUCAGAGAUGCUGGCUCUUCAAAUUGAGCUGACAGAAAUGGAGAGUAUGAAGACCACCCUCAAAGAAGAAGUGAAUGAACUACAAUACAGACAAGAACAGCUAGAACUUCUUAUUACUAACCUAAUGCGCCAGGUAGACCGGCUUAAAGAGGAAAAAGAGGAGCGAGAGAAAGAAGCAGUUUCUUACUAUAAUGCCCUAGAGAAAGCUCGUGUAGCAAAUCAAGAUCUUCAGGUACAGUUGGACCAGGCACUCCAGCAAGCCUUGGAUCCCAAUAGUAAAGGCAACUCUUUGUUUGCAGAGGUGGAAGAUCGAAGGGCAGCAAUGGAACGUCAGCUUAUCAGUAUGAAAGUCAAGUAUCAGUCACUAAAGAAGCAAAAUGUAUUUAACAGAGAACAGAUGCAGAGAAUGAAGUUACAAAUUGCCACGUUGCUACAGAUGAAAGGGUCUCAAACUGAAUUUGAGCAGCAGGAACGGUUGCUUGCCAUGUUGGAGCAGAAGAAUGGUGAAAUAAAACAUCUUUUAGGUGAAAUUAGAAAUCUGGAGAAAUUUAAGAAUUUAUAUGACAGUAUGGAAUCUAAGCCUUCAGUCGACUCUGGUACUCUGGAAGAUAACACCUAUUAUACAGAUUUACUUCAGAUGAAGCUGGAUAACUUAAACAAAGAAAUUGAAAGCACUAAAGGUGAAUUGUCCAUACAGCGAAUGAAAGCAUUAUUUGAGAGCCAGCGGGCUCUAGAUAUUGAGCGAAAACUUUUUGCAAAUGAAAGAUGCCUCCAGCUUUCAGAAAGUGAAAAUAUGAAACUGAGAGCUAAACUAGAUGAAUUGAAACUAAAAUAUGAACCUGAAGAGACAGUUGAAGUGCCUGUACUGAAAAAGAGGCGUGAGGUGCUCCCUGUGGAUAUAACCACCGCUAAAGAUGCAUGUGUCAACAACAGUGCUGUCGGGGCAGAAGUUUAUCGAUUACCGCCUCAGAAAGAGGAGACACAGUCCUGUCCUAACAGUUUAGAAGAUAACAACUUGCAAUUAGAAAAAUCAGUUUCUAUACACACACCAGUAGUCAGUCUCUCUCCUCACAAAAAUCUGCCUGUGGAUAUGCAGCUGAAGAAGGAAAAGAAAUGUGUGAAACUCAUAGGAGUUCCCGCUGACGCUGAGGCCUUAAGUGAAAGAAGUGGAAACACCCCUAACUCUCCCAGGUUAGCUGCUGAAUCAAAGCUUCAAACAGAAGUUAAAGAAGGAAAAGAAACUGCAAGCAAAUUGGAAAAAGAAACUUGUAAGAAAUCACACCCUAUUCUAUAUGUGUCUUCUAAAUCUACUCCAGAGACCCAGUGCCCUCAACAGUAAAGACUUUUCUUUAAUAAGAGUACGGUACCACUUGCCUCAAAAGUUACUAUGGUGCUUAAGAUUGUCUUUAUCUGACGUAUAUCACCUUCUGGGUUAUUUACUCAUUGUGCCAGGACCUGGCAUUUUCACGUGCCUUUGACCAAGUGUUCAGAAUUUGCUUGACUCUAACCUGGAGAGCUUCUUAAGUGAUGCCCCUUCAUGGAGCUUCUAUCACAGUGAAUAAACUAUUAAUUGAAGGAAAAUGUUAUAAUUAAUGUAUCUAUUUGCUGCAUUGUAUAUGGAUUAAAUGAUAAAAAACAAGUAAUCUACCCUCAGAGCUGUGUAUUUGAGAAUGCUUCAAUCAUAUUUUCCUGUGUACUUUUUUUUAUAAACUUAGUUUUAGACUAUGUUGUAAAAAUGGGAAGGUUGUAAACUAUGUUGUAAAAAUAGGAAAUGUGGCUAAAAAUAUAUACAUUAUAUUGUUUCAGGAUUUUGUCAGUGUUUAAAGAACCAAUGUUCAUCUUUGUAUUUAUAUACAUGAUUUAAAUUUUGUCUAAAAUUUUAAAUAAAACUGCAGUGAUUUAUCCUUAAA
Molecule: messenger RNA, 2813 nt
Organism: Pan troglodytes (chimpanzee)
Lineage: Eukaryota; Metazoa; Chordata; Mammalia; Primates; Hominidae
Gene: SPDL1
Product: spindle apparatus coiled-coil protein 1
Exons: 12
Coding region: 425-2242 (605 amino acids)
Biological process (GO): establishment of mitotic spindle orientation; protein localization to kinetochore; mitotic spindle assembly checkpoint signaling
Cellular component (GO): outer kinetochore; spindle pole
Molecular function (GO): kinetochore binding
Source: RefSeq, a predicted model, not a curated record